CAUCUCCAUUUACCAAUAUCAUAUGAUAUUGAACCUCAUUCCAUUAACCUCCUCUCCUUCAAAUUAACACACAUAUCUAGCUAGUUCCCCAAAUACACACACAAGAAUGGCCUCAGAAACACACCCUCUGCAGGGUCUUACACCAGAAGAAUUCGCUGAGCUCGAGCCUAUAAUGAACAAAUACCACAAGUUCGAACCUUCCCCAAACACGUGCACUUCCAUUAUAACAUACCGAAUCGAUGCUCCAGCGAGCACGGUGUGGCCCUUCGUUCGAAGCUUCGAGAAUCCUCACAAGUAUAAGCACUUCAUAAAGGGUUGCAACAUGAGAGGGGACGGAGGCGUUGGAAGCAUAAGAGAGGUGAGCGUGGUUUCAGGGCUUCCAGCAUCAACAAGCACCGAGAGGCUCGAGAUUUUGGAUGAUGACAAGCAUAUUCUGAGCUUUAGGGUUGUUGGCGGCGAGCACCGCCUCCAAAACUAUCGUUCUGUUACAUCGGUGAAUGAGUUUAACAAAGACGGUAAGGUGUAUACUAUUGUGUUGGAGUCUUAUAUCGUUGAUAUACCAGAAGGGAAUACUCAAGAGGACACAAAGAUGUUUGUUGACACUGUCGUAAAGCUUAACCUUCAGAAACUUGGGGUCGUGGCUAUGGCUACAUUAAUGCAUGGACAACAAUAAUAAUGAAUGAAUGUUUUUGAAGCUGGGGUUAAUUGUAGUUGAUAUCUGUUAUUCAGACUUUGAGUUUGAGUUCAUUGCUGGUGGUUAACGCAUGCUUCUUUCAAUUUUCAUUGUUUCCUUCCUUCUAAUUAAUAUAUUCUU
Molecule: messenger RNA, 814 nt
Organism: Gastrolobium bilobum
Lineage: Eukaryota; Viridiplantae; Streptophyta; Magnoliopsida; Fabales; Fabaceae
Product: abscisic acid receptor PYL2
Exons: 1
Coding region: 107-673 (188 amino acids)
Biological process (GO): abscisic acid-activated signaling pathway
Cellular component (GO): nucleus; cytoplasm
Molecular function (GO): protein phosphatase inhibitor activity; signaling receptor activity; abscisic acid binding
Source: RefSeq, a predicted model, not a curated record